GAAGACACCUACUACAACCUUAACACCAAAUUGAUGACUUCCUUCCAAUGGUCUGCCAGGUUUUGUCGAACCGAACGACCUGGCUUCCUCUUAAUACACGACGACUACGGCAUCCACCCGGCAAAUCUGCGUCGUUUUCUCGCACGCCUGGAAGCAGGCUGGCGAGAGCGCAAAGUCGUUGCCAAACUGACUAUUAUAACCCGUGGGCAUUCUCCAAGCGUGACAUGCCCUGGCACCGUAUGUGCGUUCUACUUCCUGGGUUAUGAACAGGUGGAAAAGCUGGCCAUCGCUAUGCAUUUUACUCGCCCCAUCCCUGUUGACGAUGUCUGGUUGGGUCUGCGCUUUCAGUACCGACGGCGCAUACGGCUACUCAACACCGCCAAUGCCAUUAGAAAGCGAAACAUUACAAUGCCGAUGUCGGCUAUGUAA
Molecule: messenger RNA, 429 nt
Organism: Dibothriocephalus latus
Lineage: Eukaryota; Metazoa; Platyhelminthes; Cestoda; Diphyllobothriidea; Diphyllobothriidae
Source: the annotation of a GenBank genome assembly